This is a messenger RNA of Sceloporus undulatus (fence lizard), 2916 nucleotides long. RefSeq names its product glucosamine (UDP-N-acetyl)-2-epimerase/N-acetylmannosamine kinase (gene GNE). Gene Ontology annotation, biological process: UDP-N-acetylglucosamine metabolic process. The transcript has 12 exons. The record is from RefSeq and is a predicted model, not a curated record. NCBI's taxonomy places the organism in Eukaryota, Metazoa, Chordata, Lepidosauria, Squamata, Phrynosomatidae. Bases 229 to 2397 code for a protein of 722 amino acids. Gene Ontology annotation, molecular function: UDP-N-acetylglucosamine 2-epimerase activity; N-acylmannosamine kinase activity; hydrolase activity, hydrolyzing O-glycosyl compounds.
UGGCGGCGCCGAGGAGGAGGAAAGCCCCGCUCUUGCGGCGUGGCGCUGCCCUGGAGCCGCGUCAGCAGCCCGGGGGAGACCAGCGCGGGGCCUACGCUGCAGGAGGAGGAGGCGGAGGGGGAAGUGGUUCUCUUGCCUUUCUCCUUCUCCCCGCCUUUGCCUGAAGGGAGCUGGGCUGCCAAGGAACUAUAUUUCAAGAACCUGUCUAAGCAGAAACAAAAGCAAAUAAUGGAGAAGAAUGGGAACAACCGGAAACUUCGGGUUUGUGUUGCUACUUGUAACCGAGCUGAUUAUUCCAAAUUGGCACCAAUCAUGUUUGGAAUUAAAGCAGAACCACAGUUCUUUGAGCUUGAUGUGGUGGUUCUGGGAUCCCACCUGAUUGAUGACUAUGGUAACACUUACCGUAUGAUUGAGCAAGAUGACUUUGACACCCACACCAGGCUACACACAAUAGUGAGAGGAGAAGAUGAGGCAGCCAUGGUGGAGUCAGUUGGUCUUGCCUUGGUCAAGCUACCAGAUGUCCUCAAUCGCCUGAAGCCUGACAUAAUGAUAGUCCAUGGAGACAGGUUUGAUGCCCUUGCGUUGGCGACAUCUGCGGCCUUAAUGAACAUUCGAAUUCUUCACAUUGAAGGUGGGGAAGUCAGUGGGACCAUAGAUGACUCCAUCAGGCAUGCCAUAACCAAGUUGGCCCAUUACCAUGUGUGUUGCACAAGAAAUGCAGAACAGCAUUUGAUAUCUAUGUGUGAAGACCAUGACCGGAUCCUCCUGGCAGGUUGCCCUUCGUAUGACAAGUUGCUGUCUGCCAAAAAUAAAGAUUACAUGAGCAUUAUCCGCAUGUGGUUAGGUGAGGAUGUAAAACCAAAGGAUUAUAUAAUAGCUUUACAACACCCAGUGACCACAGACAUUAAGCAUUCCAUAAAGAUGUUUGAAUUGACUUUGGAUGCCCUCAUCUCUUUUAACAAGAGGACACUGGUUUUAUUCCCAAAUAUCGAUGCAGGGAGCAAAGAAAUGGUUCGGGUAAUGAGGAAGAAAGGUGUUGAGCACCACCCAAAUUUCCGAGCUGUAAAGCAUGUUCCUUUUGACCAGUUCAUUCAGUUAGUGGCUCAUGCUGGUUGUAUGAUUGGAAACAGCAGCUGUGGUGUUCGAGAAGUUGGGGCUUUUGGUACCCCAGUCAUCAAUCUUGGAACACGCCAGAUAGGAAGAGAAACAGGUGAAAAUGUCCUUCAUGUUCGUGAUGCUGACACCCAGGACAAAAUACUGCAAGCCCUGCAUCUCCAGUUUGGAAAACAAUAUCCUUGUUCUAAAAUAUAUGGGGAUGGGAAUGCUGUUCCAAGAAUCUUGAAGUUCCUUAAAUCUAUUGACCUCCAAGAACCUCUUCAAAAGAAGUUCUGCUUUCCUCCUGUAAAGGAAAACAUUUCACAAGAUAUUGACCAUAUCCUAGAAACCCAGAGUGCACUGGCAGUGGAUCUAGGUGGAACAAACCUCCGGGUAGCAAUUGUCAGCAUGAAGGGUGAAAUUGUGAAGAAAUAUACUCAGCAGAACCCCAAAACAUAUGAGGACAGACUAGAACUGAUCCUUAAGAUGUGUGUUGAGGCUGCAUCAGAAGCAGUAAAUCUGAACUGCAGAAUUCUGGGUGUGGGCAUUUCUACAGGUGGACGAGUAAAUCCUCGAGAAGGCGUUGUUCUUCAUUCCACAAAACUUAUUCAGGAAUGGAGUUCUGUUGACCUACGGACUCCCAUAUCAGAUGCUCUGCAUUUGCCAGUGUGGGUAGAUAAUGAUGGCAAUUGUGCAGCUCUGGCAGAGAGGAAAUUUGGGCACGGAAAAGGAGUGGAAAGUUUUGUAACGCUCAUCACUGGGACAGGUAUUGGUGGCGGAAUCAUUCAUCAGAAUGAAUUGAUUCAUGGAAGCUCUUUUUGUGCUGCUGAACUUGGACACAUUGUGGUAACUCUUGAUGGACCAGAGUGCCUAUGUGGAAGCUAUGGAUGUAUAGAGGCCUAUGCUUCCGGAAUAGCCUUACAAAGAGAAGCAAAAAAACUGCAUGAUGAAGAUUCAUUAUUAGUUGGAGGGAUGUCUGUGAAGAAGGAAGAGGCAGUAACUGGUGCACAUCUCAUCCAGGCUGCUAAACUGGGAAAUCCAAAAGCUGAUAAUAUUGUCAGAACAGCUGGACAAGCACUGGGCCUUGGAGUUGUGAAUAUUCUGCAUACCAUUAAUCCCUCCCUUGUCAUACUUUCUGGUGUCUUGGCAAGCCAUUAUGUUAAUAUUGUCAAAGAGGUGAUCCAACAGCGGGCCUUGUUUUCUGUACAGACAGUGGAUGUAGUUGUCUCGGACCUGACAGAUCCUGCCCUGCUUGGAGCUGCUAGCAUGGUUCUGGAUUAUACAACACGUAGAAUAUACUAAACCAAAAGAGUAGAAAUUGAUGGCAGCAGUUUACAGGGGUUUAUCUCUUUGGAAAGAGAUUUCUUACUGGUACUAGUUCUGUUUUUGAGGUAGGGUAGGAAAUCAUUGAGAAUAUCUUUAUGCCUAAAUAUUUUAUUCCUUCUUUUUAUGUGCUUUCCCAUUUGUAAGUUGGAUGAUCACAGGAUACUAGAAAGAUGAUUCAUGGACAAGAUCAUCUCACAAACUUUUAUGAAACUAAACAAUUAAAGAUGCCACAUCUAAAUUUUCUUACUUCUUCCUGCUUAUAUAUUUUCCAGUUCCUUUAGCCGGUGCAGUUAUUUCAACAGCCAAACAUUGGGAUAGUCAUUAAACAAGGAAUUUUCCCUUACAGAUGUAUAUAAUUGGUUCUUGCUUCUGUAGAGUAAAAUGAAAAAACACAUUCUCUGUUCGAUGAAAGUACAACAUAUCAGUCUAGAAUAUGCAGUGAUUGUAUAUGUAUUUAUUUGCUAAAUUAAUAUUAAAAAUCCUUGUUGGGAAAAA